This is a messenger RNA of Prorocentrum cordatum, 369 nucleotides long. NCBI's taxonomy places the organism in Eukaryota, Dinophyceae, Prorocentrales, Prorocentraceae. The record is from the annotation of a GenBank genome assembly.
GCCACGCUCGAUGCCCAGCUUGUGAAGAUCGAGAAAACCAUAGAUGAUAAACUCGAGGCGAAGGUCUCGGGAUUAGCGGCCACUGUUGGAGUCCAAGGUCAGAUGUUGAAAAAGAUCACCGACCGCUUAGAGAAGUCAGAGACCCGUCUCAACGCCAUGGAACAGAUGGCUCAGGAUCGGUUGAUGGCCACCACUCUCGAGAGGGUUGCGAAGGACAUUAUCUCUGAGUGUGCGACCGUGCAGGCAGCAAGUCUCAUUCGGAUCCGGGCCUACGAUCUCCAGAAGAAAGUUACCUUGGAUUUCCCUUCCCCGGCCAUGGCUUCGGACUUCCAGAUGAAUUUCAGGAAGCUGAGUGAGAGCUACAGCAUG